Pseudocercospora fijiensis CIRAD86 is the source of this 3612-nucleotide messenger RNA. RefSeq lists its product as uncharacterized. Gene Ontology annotation, molecular function: single-stranded DNA binding; damaged DNA binding. Gene Ontology annotation, cellular component: nucleus; site of double-strand break; Smc5-Smc6 complex. The transcript is spliced from 3 exons. Gene Ontology annotation, biological process: double-strand break repair via homologous recombination. The coding region runs from base 1 to 3510 and encodes 1169 amino acids. NCBI's taxonomy places the organism in Eukaryota, Fungi, Ascomycota, Dothideomycetes, Mycosphaerellales, Mycosphaerellaceae. The record is from RefSeq and is a predicted model, not a curated record.
AUGGCGCCACGCAAACGCGUACGAGAUAUUCACGAUGUCGACGGCGAGUCUGACGUCGAAAUCGAGAGUGCGAGUUCCAGCUUCCGCAUGAACAGCAACCAUACCAAGCGAACACGAAUUGCAAUCGCCCAGGCCAGCCGCGGUUCUGUAGUGUCAGACGAAGAAGACUUUCUCAAUAGCGAUACGAACGACAUCAAUAUCGAUGAUGAGUCUGACGUCGAGACUGCGAACAAUCCGGACAUCGACUACAGCCUAAGGCAAGACUCCAGCGACGAUGACUGCGAAGACGACGGCUUCGAUGAGCUCAAGGCGACGCAAAUUGUGCAUAGGCAGUUCAAGGAGCAUCGUGAGAACAUAGCCGCCGAUCAUGGUGUGGUCGAGGAAAUCUACUGCACCAACUUCAUGUGUCACGCCAAGCUGCGCAUCACACUAGGUCCUCUGAUCAACUUCAUCAUCGGGCACAACGGAAGCGGCAAGAGCGCCGUACUCACAGCACUGCAGAUAUGUCUGGGCACAAAGGCAUCGGAGACCUCGCGCGGCAGAGGCCUUAAGGCGUUGAUCAAGGAAGGCACCGACAAAGCUACCGUUGGCGUCACGAUCAAGAACGAAGGCGAAAGUGCCUACAAGCCUGAGCUGUACGGUCGCAGCAUUACCGUAGAGCGACAUUUCACCCACAACUCCAGUGGCUUCAAGCUGAAAAGCGCUGCUGGAACCACCAUCUCCACCAAGAAAUCCGAUCUCGACGACAUGCUGGACUAUUUCAGUCUCCAAAUGGAUAACCCGAUCAACGUUUUGACGCAGGACAAGGCCCGCGCUUUCUUGUCGAACAGCACGCCGACCGAGAAAUACAAGUUCUUCAUGAAAGGCACUCAGCUAGAAAUUCUCAACGGCGAUUAUAAGCUCAUAGAGGAAAACUUGGACAAUACGAGUGCGAAGAUGCGACAGAAAGAAGAAGACAUUCAAGUGCUCAAGCGACAGUAUGAGGAGGCUGACCGUAGGAAGAAGCGUUCCGACAAUACUCGCAAGAUGUACGCCAGAAUCAAGGAGACUCAACGUGAAUGGGCGUGGUCUCAAAUCGAAGUCGAAGAGCAAGAAUUGCAGCGGCGGGAGCAAGACGUCGCCAAAGGCAGAGACGACCUCACUGAGGCCGAGCAAGCUGCAGAGGAAGCUACGGCUGCCCUCGAAGCGCAAGAAUCCGCAGUCGACGGACAGAAACGAGCCAUUGAAGAGCACCAACGGUCACUGCGGCCGUUGCAAGAGGCGUACAACGCUGCCAAGGAGAAAUGGGACAAUAACCGCAAAGCUUUGGUAGACAACAAGGCAGAAGAACGCAGAAUCCAAGACGACUUCAAAAGAGCGAAACGAAACAUUGCACAAGUCAGUCAAGAGAUUGAGACCGAGCGACAGCGCUUGGCGGGCGAGCAUGGAGAGGCACAUGCGCAGCGUCUUAUUGACUUGGACCGGCUCAAAAAGUUGGCUGUUGACGCGAAGCAAGCACACCAAGACCACGAAGAAGGUCUUCCCGCGCUCGAAGCAGCCGUGGUGGCUGCCAAGCAACGGUGGACCGAAGCCAAAGAUCCCGUUGAAGGCGCUCGCACCGAGCACGAGCGUGUCAAAAAAGACUUGGACACUCUCCAGCGCGAUCAGGGUCAGAAAUGGGGAGCCUACCCACGGAAUUCAGACAAGCUGUGCCAUGCCAUUGAGAGGGAGACUCGCUGGCGCAAGAAACCCAUCGGACCAAUCGGCAUGCACAUUGCCAUCACAAAACCACUGUGGAGCCCAAUCGUGGAGAGAAUAUGCGGCAAAACGCUGAACGCAUUUGUUGUGACUUGCAAAUAUGAUCGCGACAUCCUCGAUCAGCUUGCCAAUCGAGUUGGUGCCUCAGAAAUGACCGUCUUCAUCACCACCGAUGUUCAUAUCAAUGUCGACGAACCAGAUCCUGCUGUCGACACCGUGAUGCGAAUCUUGAAUAUCGAAUCCGAGGCAAUUCGCAACACUCUCGUCAUCAACCACGCAAUUGAGCAGACCGUUCUGUUCGAGGACUUGGACAAGGGCAGAGACUUCAUGUUCGGCGAGGGUCAUCGCCCGCCAAACGUGCGCGCUACCAUCACAUUACACCCUCAUAACAAAUCCGCUGGUCAGCGUUGGGACUAUGAUCCUUAUGGCGGAGUGAAAGUUGGUCCCGUUGCUCCGUGGCAAGGUCGAGGGCGGAUGAUUGUUGACAAGCAAGAAGAGAUCAGGCUCGCCUCAGAGCGUGUGCAGGAAGCUGCACGUAAGCGCGGUCAGACGGAGCAGCAUGCUCAGCAUAUGCAAAAUGAGCACACCAAGGCUGGACAAGCAGUCGUAGCACACAAACGCGAAUCCAGACGGCUGAAGGAAGCAUAUCAGAGGGCUGACGACAAUGUCGAUGCUAAGCAAGCCGAGAUCGAUGCCAAUCAACCGAGAGACGGCAGGCUCCAAGAGCUGCAGCGCCAAGAGGAGGAGCACAAUCAGGAGAAGAAGGCUGCAGAAGAUUCGAUGCAAGAUGCGGCUGCACAAAAUGCCGAGUUGAAUGCUAAUGCGCGAGUCUUGAAGGAUGAGCUUGAAGCAGCUGACGAUGAAAAGUUCAAGGUGAAGGACUUGAUCGACAAAGCCGAGAAGAAACUGUCAGAUCUCGAUGACGCUCGGAAAGCAGCACUGGUGAGAAAGAACGAAACCUACGACAUUAUUGAUCUGCGCAAGCACGAACUAGCUGAACUGGAAGAGGCCGUGGAGCAGAAGAAGAAGCAGAUCGAGGAGUGGAUACCAGAGGCGGAGAAAGUCGCCCCUGAGCGAGUUCCGGUCAACAGCACUCCUGAUGCCCUCGAGAAGCUGUUCAAUACAUUGCAGGCCGACUACGAAAAGGAACAAGCCACACAAGGAGGGACGCGACAACAGAUUGCAGAGCUGUGGAAGAAGGCCGCAGAGGACUUCAGGCGCGCCAAGAAAGACCACAGAACCAUGCGGAACGUGAUCCAGCUACUGACCAAAACCUUGGCUGAGCGUCACCGCCGCUGGGGUCUUUUCCGCGGCCACAUUUCCAUGCGUACCCGCAUCAACUUCAACUACCUCCUCACCGAGCGAAACUUCCGUGGUCGUCUCAACUUCAAACACAGCGAGAAAACGUUGGAUCUCACCGUCGAGCCUGACAUGACCAAACAAUCCGAUACAGGACGUCAGACAAAGACCCUCAGCGGUGGCGAAAAAUCUUUCUCCACCAUCUGCUUGCUCCUGAGUAUUUGGGAAGCCAUGGGCUCGCCGAUCCGUUGUCUCGACGAAUUCGAUGUCUUCAUGGAUAGCGUCAACCGUUUGCAAUCCAUGAAAUUGAUGAUUCAGACCGCUCGGCGGUCGGUUGGAAGGCAAUUUAUUCUGAUUACUCCGCAGGCGAUGGGGAAUGUUGAGUUUCAUGAUGAUGUUACGAUUCACAAGAUGAAGGAUCCGGAACGAAAUCGAGAGCCUGGUCAGCAGGCUCUUGACUUUGGUGGUGCUUGAGUUGAUGAUCAUAUUUGCCUCGCGCUGGUCAAGCCUUUCUUGAACCCUCCUACGUGUAUAGUUCGAACGUCAUGAAUUUGUACAAUUCUCUCAUCCCUCGCG